CCCCCAGCAGCAGCAGCAGCAGCAGCAGCAGCAGCAGCAUCGGCGGAGGGGAAUCGAUCGAGCGGCUCGGAGGGGCUGCAUUGCAGACCCAGCUGCAGCAGCAGACAAAAGGCAGCCGGCGACCUUCCUCCCUCCCUUCCUUCCUUCCCUCCCUCCCUUCCGAGAGCCCCGGCAGGCAACCAGCCCACCCCGAGCCAUCCUCCGCAGGCUGAAGAUGCUGGACACCAUCAGCAGCCAGUACGACUCCUUCAUCUACUGGAGGAUGCCCAUCCCCAGGCUGGACGUGGCAGAGCUGGAGGGGCUGGGGCUCGGCGACCUGGCCCUCUACAAACCCAAAGGGGGGCUGAGCAAGCUGGCUGGAGAGCAGGAUGGGGCCAGCCAGGAGCCCUCCCAGGAAGAGGACAAUCUGCUGCAGUUCAGCAGCUUUAACUUCUGGAGAGCUCCCAUCGCCAGCAUCAGCUCCCUGGAUUUCGACCUCCUCUGAGGGCCUCCCCUCCUGCCCCCUCCUCGCCGCCCCCCUCCUGCCCCUCUCCCUCCUCUCGGCUUUGGUUUUGUUGCUGGUUUGGCUGCGGGG
This is a messenger RNA of Dryobates pubescens (Downy woodpecker), 574 nucleotides long. It is a transcript of the gene MLLT11, whose product is annotated as MLLT11 transcription factor 7 cofactor. The transcript has 2 exons. Gene Ontology annotation, biological process: positive regulation of release of cytochrome c from mitochondria; positive regulation of mitochondrial depolarization; apoptotic signaling pathway. Gene Ontology annotation, cellular component: nucleoplasm; cytosol. NCBI's taxonomy places the organism in Eukaryota, Metazoa, Chordata, Aves, Piciformes, Picidae. The record is from RefSeq and is a predicted model, not a curated record. The coding region runs from base 215 to 484 and encodes 89 amino acids.